Messenger RNA from Paramuricea clavata, 1161 nucleotides. The record is from the annotation of a GenBank genome assembly. NCBI's taxonomy places the organism in Eukaryota, Metazoa, Cnidaria, Anthozoa, Malacalcyonacea, Plexauridae.
AUGGCUAUGCCAAGUAAUAAGUCACCAGGACCAGAUAAAAUAGGCAUGCGUGUCAUCAAAGACUGUCUUCCAAUCAUACUGGGUCCUCUUACGCAUAUGAUAAAUUGCUCUCUAAUGACAAGCACAUUCCCUGACCUAUGGAAGAUUUCUGAAGUUAUACCCCUACUAAAAGAAGGAGACCACGAGAUAGCCUCAAACAAUCGGCCUCUCUCACUACUCGAGGUAGUUUCAAAAGUUUGUGAAAAAGUUGUUCUAAAUCAAUUUAGCUCCUACCUCAAAGAAUUUAAUCGCAUAUCGCCACAUCAAAGCGGGAAUAGGAGUCUUCACUCCACCGAAACCUUAAACAUAUUUGUUACCGAUACGAUGUUGGAAGCCAUAGACAACAAAAAUCUAACGGCACUAAUUUUAUUAGAUUUAUCCAAGGCAUUUGACAGUGUCAGUCAUUCGAUUUUAUUACACAAAUUGAGUUGUAUCGGUGCUUCACCCGAAGCUGUUAAAUGGUUCCAAGACUAUUUAACAGGCAGAUCCCAAUACGUGCGCAUUGGAUCCACCACGUCAUCAGCUCGCCCAAUAACCCAUGGCGUUCCACAAGGUGCAAUACUAUCACCACUUCUGUUUUGCAUCUAUAUUAAUGAUCUGCCAGGGAGCAUACAAUCGUGUAACCUUGAUUCAUACGUAGACGACUCAAAGCUUUACAAAUCAUUCUGCAUCUACGACUUGGAACAGACAACUAUCAAUUUAGAGGCAGAUCUACAAAUAGCAGCCAAGUGGUGUUUGGAGCACCAAUUACUGAUCAAUCCAGAAAAAACUAAAUUCCUUUUAAUCGGUUCAAGACCCAUGCUGCAGAAUGUACCUACAGAAAUAUCGCUAACAUUUUUAGGAAAGACUAUAAGACCUGUUUUAUUAGCUAAAGAUUUGGGAAUCAAUUUGGAUUCGUACCUAUCCUACGACGACCACAUAUCUAAACUCGUUUCGUCGUGUAUGAGAAAUCUAUGUCAAAUAAAUCGCGUGAAGGAUAGUUUCGAUAAUGAAACAUUAAAAUUGGUCAUUGAGACACUUGUAAUUAACAAGCUUCUGUACUGCUCUACGGUGUGGUCCAACACGUCAUCUAACAAUAUCAAUAAGUGCAGAACUUCGCGUGCAGAGUUAUAUCAGGGGUAG